Molecule: messenger RNA, 2193 nt
Organism: Phoenix dactylifera (date palm)
Lineage: Eukaryota; Viridiplantae; Streptophyta; Magnoliopsida; Arecales; Arecaceae
Product: pentatricopeptide repeat-containing protein At2g30780-like
Molecular function (GO): mRNA binding; protein binding
Source: RefSeq, a predicted model, not a curated record
UUAGCGGGUUUCCAUCCGAGGAGGAGAGCCGGCAUCAGCUCAAACAUGGCGUCAAUUUCUGGGGUUUUAGCCGUCGCCAGACGACGUUUUUGCCGUCAAACCCCAACGUCUUCCCUCACAGUUGCGGCGAACUCUCUCCUUGCCAAGCUGCUACGGGAGUCGGAGCCGGGCAUCAAGAUCGCGCUGGACGCGGAGGAGGAGAGCUUGACGGCCCAGCGCGACGCCUCCUUCUGGCAACCCCUAAUCGCCGCCCUCCUCUCCUCCGCUCCGAGGAAAGCCCAAUUGGUCUUGGAAUGGAAAUUAGAUAAACUAUGCGGGGAGGGUAUACGGGACUGGAUCCCUUAUUCAAAACUAAUCUAUUUCUGUGGGAAACUGGGCAACAUUCCAUUUGCAAUGAAGGUCUUCACAUCAAUGGAGGCCCAAGGGAUUAGAACAAAUACUUGCACUUUUAACGCUCUGGUUACUUCUUGCUUGUCAACUGGCAAUGUAGUUACAGCUUUGAGCUUGUUCGAGAUAAUGGAGAGGAAUGAGAACUGCAAGCCUGACUUGGCCACUUACAAUGCGUUUGUAUCCAUGUAUUCGAAAUAUGGAGAUGGUCACAAUAUGGUGGGCUGGUACCUGGCUGGAAAGAAAGCUGGGUUUUCCCCAAAUAUUCAAACCUAUGAGUCCGUUAUAACAGGGUUUAUCAGAUUGGAGAAGUAUGAUGAUGCUGACCGGUUUUAUAAAGAAAUGAUGUCAAAUGAAAUUUUGCCUAAUUUAACCAUAUUGGAGUCCAAACUUGAAGGGCUCUGUAAACAGAAGGAUAUGCAUGGUAUCAAAGAGUUUCUGAAGUUUGUUGUAGAUGGAGGGUGGGAAUUGAGUGAACCCAUGGCUGAGAAGCUUGCAAGAAUGUACAAGGAGUUGGGCCUGGUCAAAGAGAUGGAACAGUUGCUUGGGCUCAUCAAACCAACUCUAGAUGUGGGUGUCUUGUCACGAAUCCAUUGUGGCAUGAUAAGAUUGUAUGCCCUAUCAGAUAGCUUGGAUGACAUGGAAUAUUCAGUUGGGAGGAUGUUGAAGGCAGGAAUGACGUUCACCUGCCCAGAAGAUGUUGAUGCAGUCAUCUCUUCUUACUUCCGACAGCAGGCUUUCACUAGGCUGGAUUUGUUCUUGGACCGGAUACGUUGCUCAUACAAGCUUGCAAAAUCUACUUAUGAUCUCUUAGUUUCUGGGUACCGCAAAUUUGACUUGCAUGAGAGAUUGGGUUUGAUUGUAAAGGAUAUGAAAAAUGUUGGGUAUGCAUAGUUUCUAACAGUUGGUUUCAGUUGAUUGCUUGCUCUUCUUCAACAUCUGGUGAAAUUAAGGGUGCUAAAGGGAGCAGCGCUAAUUGUGUUCGCCGACUGCAGUUAAAAGGCUUACAAGAGACUGCAUGUAUUUCGGGACUAAAUCGAUGACUGGUCUAAAGAACCGUUUAUUUUCAGAGUGGUUUCUUGAUGUAUUGAUAUCUUGGCUGCUGAUUGGUUCAUAAAUAAUAAUAGAGGCAGGUUUUUAUAGCUUAAGUGUGCCUAUAUGGAACAGUUAUUGCCAUUUAAUAUGGAACAGUUAUUGCCAUUUGAUUUUGCAGUGUACAUCUAUUAGCGAAACAAAUCAACAAAAAGAAGCUAUAGAGUGCACAGCUAUGCAAAAGCAAGCAUCAAACAGGCUAUUUGUUUGAACAAGUAAAUGUGAAAUUACUUGCAGAAGAGCUUGAUAGACAAAAAUUUGGUACGCUAUUAAAUAGACUUCUUAUCAUCGGUUGAGUGAUGUGGUUGUGAUACCAAGCAAGUUUACUUGUUGAACGGCUUGAAAAAGAUUGUUACCAAAAAGGCAUUCAAAAAAUGAUGGGGUGAACCAUGUGGAGACUCCUAUUAGCAGUUUAUAUUCAAAGUCCGUUGAAAAUCGUAUCUAUUGCCCUCCUCAAUCAGCAGUUUAGCUCUUGUACCGAUUUGAUAGCAUUGAUUUUCUUUUUAACCUACUAAUGCAGCAUUAAUGCUCAACUUAAAGUGGAAUUGAGAUAUAUGCGCAGGGGAUCAGAAAUAAAUGUAUAUUGUUGUAGGGAUUGCAUAGAAUGGUGUUAUCUGAGGUUUGAUCAUCUUUUGCAGAGUCAACUGAGAUAUGUUGCCCAAUUCUAGAGGAUGAGAAACUUGUGUUUUUUUCUCAGAACAAAUGAUACUUUUC